UAAAGAAGAAACCGACUUUUGAAUUGAUUAAUAUGAAAUCAUACUUUUUAUAACAUUGGAUAACGAUGGGUGGAUUAAAUUCAACGGGGACAAAUCCAUCCUCCCCAACCAACACAACAGGGAACAAUAUUCAAUAUGUCAAUGGUCAUAUUCACAAUAUGACUAGACUAGAAUGGCUGACGAAACAGUGAUAAUCAGUUAGUCAGUAGGCCUAUCAUAGAGGGUAGUCAAAUAACAGUCAUAUUAUUUCAAUCUAGAUCUUAAUCUAGGAGUUUACCAAUUUAGAUUAAGCUCAGUUUGAUUUUGGUUUUCCCUUUUACUCCACACCCGAAGAAGGUCAGACAACUGUGACAGACAAAUUAGGUUCUGAAGCUAAAAAGGCAGCAAGAUGGGGCUCCAUGCAGACAGUGCCGAAGAUCCCGCCACAGCCAGCAAUUUUCGAGAGGCCGUCUCCUCCCAUUUGCAUCUUGACGUGGAUGUUGACUUUGAUACCCAGACGAUAUCAGGAGUCAACAGAAUUUCCAUGGAAUGCUUGACAGAUGGACUCAAACAAGUGAUUCUGGAUGUUCAUGAAGCUUUGACCAUAAAGAAAGUCACAACCCAAAGAACUCGAGAUGUGGACUUCAAGAUUGAACCGUUUGACAUAUAUGGACAGAGUUUGGUUUUGACAUUCCCCCAAGCGUUUGCCAAAAAUGAAAAAUUUGAUGUUGAGAUUGAGUUCGUGACCUCGCCGAGUCCUGGCGUCUGCUGGCUGGAGCCUCCUCAGACCACAGACAAGAAGCUCCCUCUGAUGUACACGCAGGGUCAGGCGGUUCUCAACCGAUCCUUCUUCCCUUGCCAAGACACCCCGGCAAUCAAGGUCACGUUCUCUGCCAAUGUCAAGGUCCCUGAUGGUUUCACACCUCUGAUGAGUGCAAACAAAAUGUCUACGGGAGAAAAGCCGAACAGGAAAGGAGAAACCGACUGCUUCUUCUUUGAGCAAGAAGUACCAAUACCUGUAUACCUUGUUGCCAUGGCAGUGGGCGACUUUGUCAGCGCUGAGAUUGGACCUCGCAGCAAAGUCUGGGCUGAGCGGAGCAUGCUGGACAAAGCGGCCGCAGAGUUAAGAGGCGACGUUGAGGAAUUUCUUCUAGCGGGCGAACAGUUGUUUGGAGAGUACGUGUGGACCAAGUACGACAUUCUGGUCAUGCCGCCAUCUUUUCCGUUCGGAGGGAUGGAGAAUCCGUGUCUGACAUUCAUCACGCCGUGCAACAUCGUGGGAGACAAGUCGCAAAACAAAGUCGUCAUCCACGAAAUUGGCUUCACCAUGUACGCUCAGCGCAGAAUUGAGGAGAAGAUGUACGGCAAAGCUUACAUGUGCCUAGAGGCUGCCACUGGUCAAGCAUUGCUUAACAGGCACAUAGACAGGGAGGGAACGGACCACCCGUUGACCAAGCUGAGAGUGGUCAUCGACAGAGGCGUGGACCCAGACGAUACGUAUAACGAGACGCCGUACGAGAAAGGUUUCUGCUUCCUGUCCUACUUGUGCAGUCUCGUGGGCAGUGUCGAAGUUUUUGACGUGUUCCUCAAAGCGUAUGUGGACAAGUUUAAGUACAAGAGUGUUCUGUCUGAAGACUUUUUCGAUUUCUUCUUGGAGUACUUUCCACGUCUGAGAGAUGAGAAAGUGGAUGAAAAGCCGGGGUUGGAGUUUGUGGCGACGUGGCUGAACAAGCCAGGCCGAUCUCCGUACUGCCCGGACCUCUCGGACAAGAAAGAGCUGACGGCUGAGGCAGAGAGGGCCGCAGAGAUCAUCUGUGACGGUCGCAGGAAGGGCAGUGAGGCCCCAGACAUGAGCCUGUGGAAAGCGUACUCGGUCCUGUACUUCCUUGACGAGGUGGCCAGCAAGUCUCCCCUGCCCGCCGGCUGCAUGAAAAAGCUGGCAGACACUUAUCCUUUCUUGUCUGCCUCUCACAACUCAGAGAUCUUGUUGAGAUGGUGUGAGGUGGUGAUCAAAAAUGAUGCUGGAAAUUUCUUCCAGGACGUCAGAUCUUUCAUGAAAAGCCAAGGGAAGCUCAAGUACACAAAGCCGCUGUACUCGGAGAUGACACGAGGUUCAGACGCCGUGAGACAUCUGGCCGUGGAGAUUUUCCGCGAGACGAGAGAGUCACUUCACGUCCAGGUGCGAGAGUAUGUGGCCUCUCUCCUCAAGGACGCCGGACUUUUGGUCUGAUGGCUCCGAAGACGUUUACGUAAGCGGGAGGGGGGGGGAUGAACGAGUUCAGGUUUACACUUAAACCAAACACAUGUUGAUUACAUGGCGUUAAGAGAAAUUAUGUCGCAGCGUUAUGAAAUCAGGCAGUCGUCAAAUUAAUUAAAAUGAAGAAAUUGACAUUUUUUUUCUCCCGCUUUGCAAUUUUGUUCGAUUUUUUAAUUUUGGGAUCAGCACAUUUUCUAUCCCUUUGAAAACAUAUUUCUGUUUGCAUGUUAUUUUUUUUUUGAAAAACUUGAUCAAAGGCACAACAAAUGUAAAUAUUUGCCGUUUCCAAAGACACUCUAGCUUUAGAAAUCCCCUAACUUUGGCAGUUAUUUCUUCUCUAAAUUUACCCCUGAACAUAUGCGACCCCAUAUCCUUCAAUUUUAAAUAUCUAACCUUCUAUUCAAGGUAGAUGGACAUAUUUUUCGUCAAAAGCAAAGCAAAUAAACAAGCUUUUAGACCAUACCCAUAGCUCCAUGUGCCCACAAAUUGACGAGGGUCUGAUUGCAAAGUGUUGGGUCACAAUUUUUUAAUUUUCACACCCUUGUGCAGAUGCACUGCUGUUAAGGGUCAAACCACCAUAAUUUUAGUUUCAGAACAGAUGUAUAGCCGCUAAAACCGUCGCAAAUUAGUAACAGUUGAGCCUGCUCUCACAGCCACGUGUAUAGAACAAGACAAUCACCACAUGUGGCGUCGGUGGCCCAGUGGUUAGGCUCUUGGACUCGCAACUGUAAGGUCGUGGGU
Molecule: messenger RNA, 2977 nt
Organism: Aplysia californica (California sea hare)
Lineage: Eukaryota; Metazoa; Mollusca; Gastropoda; Aplysiida; Aplysiidae
Product: aminopeptidase B
Biological process (GO): proteolysis
Molecular function (GO): metalloaminopeptidase activity; zinc ion binding
Source: RefSeq, a predicted model, not a curated record